CCGUUGAGAUAUUGAUCAAACUACGAUUGGGAUCACUGCUGCUGUGAUAUUCGAAGUUUGUCUAUUCAUUUGAUUGAUCGAUUGUUCUUACUCCUACUUUGGUUCCAUACACUUGCCCAAAAUGCCUGGGUUGGAGCCUGCAUUGCGACCUAGGCGCGUCUCUUUCGAGACGAACAACCGUCCCGAUGAAUGGCGUAUCGAACAGGGUAUGCAAGGCGCCAAGUUGCCAAUUAUUGACCAAACCGGACCAAAGCCGGUUUUCAUACACCCUGUCGAUCCUUCGGCCAUUGCCAAAGAUCAAGCGGCCAUCGACGCCGUUGGAGACCGUGACAAGCUGUUCGCUCGUGAACUAGAUGGCUGGAAGGGGUUCGUCGAGUGGGAGAAUUACCCAGAGAAAAAGGACGCUGCGCGCAAGAUCCUCAGCUCCCAGACCUUCCCAUCCGUGCCGGAUUACAUGACUGGUCCGAUUCCGGGCACGAAUCCAGUGCUGCUAGGUGACGACUUCACACAGUGGCAUCAGGCUAUCGGCGGUGAGCUCGCUGAUGUUCCUGAAGACUCAUGGCAAACGGUCCUCAAGGAGAAGCACAAGGACAUGUUACAUUUGCUGAAGUUUCCCUACAAUGGCGAACCACCCAAGCGUCUAGUGACUGCAAAGCCCAUCACUCCUAACCCUCUUCACUUUGUGCGCAACCACGGUGGUAUUCCCCUGAUCGAUAAGGACAAGUUCUUCUUCACACUGGAUGGCCUGGUUGCUACUCCCAAAAAGUACACGCUAAACGAUAUUAUGGACGAAUCCCGGUUCCCACAGAUCGUAGAAACAGUCACAAUUCAAUGCUCAGGAACUCGCCGUAUCGAGCAGAUUGGCUUGUACCCCGGUCAAGGAGACGAGGUGCCCCAAGCGCCAUGGGCUGAGGGUGCCAUUGGCACAGCCACGUAUCGUGGCAUUAGUUUGAAGAAGCUUAUUAAGGACUGCGGUGGCCUGAUCAACGGUGCUAAGCACCUUGAACUUUACGGUGCUGAAACAUAUUUUAAGGACUUGGAAGUCAUGAACUACCUGGUUAGCGUGCCGUGGUCUAAGGUCAAGGCCAAUGAAGUUUUGCUCGCCUGGGAGAUGAACGGUGAGGCACUGCCCGCAAUUCAUGGCUUCCCUUUGCGAGUUGUUGUCAUGGGCUACAUCGGGGCUCGUAGCGUCAAGUGGCUCUAUCGUAUCAAGGCAAUCGAAACACCAUCAUUGGCUCCGGUCCAAAGCCGAGAGUACCUGUACUUUAACCAGCAGAUCGGCAAACACAACCAGAGGCCGACUGACGGCAUUCAAAUUCAAGAAAUGCCGGUCAGUUCCGCUAUCAUGUCACCUUGGAAAGGACAUGUCAUUCUGCACAAUGGCAAGAUUCACUGCAAGGGCUGGGCCUAUUCGGGCGGUGGCCGCUGGCCCGAACGUGUUGAACUAUCUGCUGAUGGUGGUUUCUCAUGGUAUGAAGUGCCUCCCGAGAACAUGUCCGAGAAAGGACGCUGGACCUGGCGUACUUGGGAGAUUGACCUGCCCUGCGACGUUGAGGGCUGGAUUGAGAUCGUCUGCCGAUGCUGGGAUAAUGCACUUAACACGCAGCCGUUGACUAUCCGGUCCGCUUGGAAUUGGGGCUUGCACGUCACUCAUUCAGCCCACCGGAUCAGUGUUUAUAGCAUCAACAACACACGGCCACGGACCAAGGAGCGUCUCGCAUUCCUGGAAGAAAAGGGCAUCCCGUUGGCACCAAUUACACGCUAUGAGAUCGUGCACACACAGACUGAUAAGGAAAUUCUGGAGUAUUACGAGAAACAUGGGCCUCGUGAUGCCGAUAACUUUUACACAGGUAUUUCUGAUGACUAAGUUACGUUUAAUAUGAUUGAUAUACGAGAACAAAUUAUUGUUUACUGGUAAGC
This is a messenger RNA of Talaromyces stipitatus ATCC 10500, 1920 nucleotides long. RefSeq names its product sulfite reductase, putative. The transcript has 2 exons. Gene Ontology annotation, cellular component: mitochondrion. The coding region runs from base 122 to 1867 and encodes 581 amino acids. Gene Ontology annotation, molecular function: molybdenum ion binding; oxidoreductase activity. Lineage: Eukaryota; Fungi; Ascomycota; Eurotiomycetes; Eurotiales; Trichocomaceae. The record is from RefSeq and is a predicted model, not a curated record.